AUGCAAUUCACUUCUACUCUAUUAACUUCAGCUCUAUUUGCUACUAGCGCUUUGGCCGUUAUCUCUAACGACACUACUUCUUCUGCUGCUAUCAUUUCUUCUUCUGCUAUUGCCGCUGAUAAUGAUACUACUACCGAACUACCAAUCUCUACUACUUCAAUUGCUCCAAUUGUUAACUCCACUACUUCUUACAUCUCUUCCACUACUUCCCCAGUUGCUUCUUACCCAGCUUACAACUCUACUGAAUUAUUCACCGUCACUGAAGUUGUUACCGCUUUCACUACUUACUGUCCAGAAGCCACUGAAAUUGUUACUAACAGUAAGACUUACACCGUCACUGGUGCUACUACUUUAACUAUUACCGAUUGUCCAUGUACUAUCGUUAAGACUACCGACAAGCAAGCUGAACCAACUUCUACCAUUGUUGCUACUCCAGUUUCUUCUACUACUACCAAGGCUGCUGCCGCCGCUUCUUCUACUACCACUCACUCCGUCGCUGAUGCUAACGGUGCUAAUGCUUUGAUUCCAUCCGUCGCUGGUUUGAUUGGUGCUUACUUACUAUUAUAA
Maudiozyma saulgeensis is the source of this 567-nucleotide messenger RNA. The record is from the annotation of a GenBank genome assembly. NCBI's taxonomy places the organism in Eukaryota, Fungi, Ascomycota, Saccharomycetes, Saccharomycetales, Saccharomycetaceae.